Molecule: messenger RNA, 3248 nt
Organism: Anopheles aquasalis
Lineage: Eukaryota; Metazoa; Arthropoda; Insecta; Diptera; Culicidae
Gene: CarT
Product: Carcinine transporter
Biological process (GO): transmembrane transport
Cellular component (GO): membrane
Molecular function (GO): transmembrane transporter activity
Source: RefSeq, a predicted model, not a curated record
AUUACCAACCGUUGGUGUUGGGCCCGAACUACGGUCAGUUCGGUCCGUGUCCUCGGUUCGUCACCAUCGCUCGCCAGCGAGUAGCCGGGUGCCCGUGUUCACGAUCGAGAACACAAGGAGAAGGCUACGUUGCAGUUUUGGCCUUGAACGGGUAGCCCACAGGCACCUUUCGUAGGUUGGAAGUGAAGUGAACCAAGAGGCCGAGUGGAGGUGCAACAGGAUCCACCAGGCAGGCUGGCGAUGUGACGCAAAUAUUGUAACUCUUGUACCCGAGCGCGCGCCACUGGAGGUGACAAAUUCUGUGUUCUGUGCGAGUGCAACGGAAGAAACCAUGUCUAGUGCACCGCUGUUGACUACAGACACCCUGGAAAACCCAAACCAGCUGGCCGGGAGGUUUGAUUAAUGUGUGGCUGCUGCUGGCGUGUGUGAAUCGUCUACCGUACGUCUAGUGUUUUGCAUAAUCUGUUUGCUACGUGUAAGUGGGAACGAACGCUUAAAGCUAGCGUGCCUAUCCGCUGGGUACAUCCAGCGUUGGGAACCAACCAACCCUCAGUCUAUCAACGUCCAAGAUCAAAAGUGAACGACGCUUAGUGGGUUCCAAAAUGUUUCGUUCUGGCUAGCAGUGAUGUGAUAGUGGUAAAUAUGCAGCAGAGGCACCCAAACCAAACAGGCCUCCCUACUAGAACUCGCUCCAGCACAAACCUCUUUUUCGCACUAAUUAAAUAAUCAUUCGUUGCGAACAAGUGGCCAGUGGCGAGCGGGCGACCACCCACGACGACGACGAGUGACCAAAGUGAGGGGGGAGUGGUGGGUGGUAUUGUGCCCCUUGGGCGGAACACGGAACACUUUGUGGACGACGGAUGGGCAUUAGUUGCUAGUGGAGCUACGUUUCCGGGAGGAUAAACCUUGCCGGCCUCAAGCGCAACACCGCAGGUGGUACCGGGUACCGGAGACUUGUGGAGCAGUAUUACAACACACAUACAAACCACACCAAGUACAUAAGUUGUUGUUGUUGUUGUCGCACAAGAAUACGCGCGAAGAAAGAGCGAAGAACAAGAGUCUAAAGUCUGGAAGGAAGUAGUAUAGCUCCUUUGGUGGUUGAGUAAAAGCAAACGCGAACAGAAUGAACGGCAACAGCGAUCGUAAGGCGAGUGAGCUACGGCAGCUUCAGCGCCAAGCACCGGCCACGCAGUUGAAGGAGGAACUGGAGGAGGAUGUCGCCGAGGUUCUGGAGACCGAAAAGAUGCUGGCGGAUGAACCGUUCGAUCUGGAUGAACUGCUGCCCGUAAUCGGUGAGUUUGGCCGGUACCAGAAGCUGCUGCUGUGGCUGAUUUGCCUGCCCGCCUGCAUACCGUGUGGAUUCUGUGCCUUCAACCAGCUCUUCAUGACGGACGUACCGGAGCAGUACUGGUGCCGGGUGCCGGCGCUGGAAAACUUUACCGUGGAGGAGCGGAAAAUGUACGCCAUUCCCGUGACGCAGGAUGGCGACGGGGUGGAAAGUUACAGCAAAUGUUCUCGCUACUCGGUGGACUGGAAAGAGAUACUGAAUUACAGUGACACGGAUACACCGCUGCCGACACCGAACGCAUCGUGGCCCACCGAACCGUGUCUCGAUGGUUGGGAGUACAACACGUCGACGGUGCAAUCGUCGAUCGUGAUUGAUUUCAAUCUCGUCUGCGAUUAUGACAUCUAUCCAACGCUGGGGCUGGUGGCACUGAAUACCGGUGGUCCGGUAGGAGUUUAUCUGUUUGGGCUGCUUAACGAUCGCGCCGGAAGGCGAAUAUCGUACUUCUCCUGUUUGGCCACGUUGCUCGCCGGUAGCUUCAUUACGGCGGCCAGCACCAGCUUCUGGAUGUGGGCCUUUAGUCGAGUCAUCGUGGGGCUUACCAUUCCGGCUGUUUAUCAGAUUCCAUUCAUCAUAGCGCUCGAGCUGGUCGGACCGAACUACCGAUCGUUCGUCACCGUGAUGACUUGUACGUUCUACACCUUUGGCAUCAUGAUGUUGGCCGGUGUUACGUAUCUGAUACGGGAUUGGGUGGAACUGACGCUCUACACCUCCGUCCCGUUUCUGCUGUACUUUCUCUAUCUGUUGGUGAUGCCGGAAUCACCGCGUUGGUUGCUAAUGAAGGGCAAGCUGGAGCAAGCGUUGGCGAUCUUGGAGAAGAUGGCUCGCGUCAAUGGGAAACAGCUGCCCGAAAGUUUCCGCAAUCGGUUGCAGCAGCGCGUACUGGCGGAGAAGAAUCGUACGACCAAGCACACCGAACCCACGAUCGGUGCGUUCGAUCUGUGCAAAACGCCCAACAUGAGACUGAAAACCAUCUUGAUCACGCUGAACUGGUUCGCCAACGAGACGGUCUAUCUGGGACUGAGCUAUUACGGGCCAUCGCUGGGUGAGAAUCAGUAUUUGAGCUUCUUCCUGUCGUCGCUCGUCGAGAUUCCGAGCUACAUCAUCUGCUGGAUUAUUAUGGAUCGAUGGGGCCGUCGGUGGCCCAUGUGUUUGCUCAUGAUCCUUAGUGGUAUCAGCUGCAUAGUAACCGUUGUGCUGACGGAGGAUGCUGUGACGGAGACGCUCAUACUGUACCUGCUCUCCAAAUCGAUGAUAUCGGCCUCCUUCCUUAUCAUUUAUCCUUUCGCUGGUGAGCUGUAUCCUACACAGGUACGCGGUGUCGGCAUCGGAACCUCUAGCUACAUCGGAGGACUUGGACUGAUUGUGAUUCCCUUUAUCACUUAUUUGGGUAAAGAGAACCUCCGGUUACCGCUUGUCAUCAUGGGAUUCGUGUCCGUGCUCGGGGGUUUUACCGGAUUGCGGCUACCGGAGACACUGCACCAUCGGUUACCGCAAACACUCGAGGAGGGGGAACUGUUCGGGGCGGACUGGACAUUCGAUGAGUGCUUCCGGUGUAUACCGAGCAAGAAAUCACCAGCCAGCUCCUACGAGAACCUAUCGCACGAUCCUUCCGAUCCGGCCCUCGAGCUGAAUGCUGCCGUACCGAUCAAUGCGACCGUCGCACGGCCAAGCUGCUCCAGUGGGGCCGGUUCUACCGAAAGGACUCCACUGGAAAUCGCGCGGAUACGACGACAAUCGAUGAAGCGACUCGUACGCCAGGCAAGCACCAUGGACACACAGAAAACGAGAGACGGUGCCAUGCAGCUUACUUACUGGUUUUGAGCCUGGUUUCGGUAAACUUUGCCCGCGACAUGCCAGAUUGUUGUUGAUUUUUUUUGUAUUAACAAUAAAGAAAUACGUA